Messenger RNA from Lachancea dasiensis, 546 nucleotides. Lineage: Eukaryota; Fungi; Ascomycota; Saccharomycetes; Saccharomycetales; Saccharomycetaceae. The record is from the annotation of a GenBank genome assembly.
AUGGAUCCAUACGCCUUAAAGCGGGAUAAUCGCAAGAAAUUCCAAGACAAGGAGAAGCUCAAACGGCGCCAUGCAACCCCGAGCGACCGCAAGUAUCGGUCGUUGAACAAGACUGCAGAACCCGAACCUGAAAAGCCCGAGUUGCAAGCGAAUCACUACCGCUAUCAUGAAGAUAUCUCUAUGACAUACCAGGACAACGACUUUAACACCACAUCCGCUAACCGCAAGCUAAAGGAUGUUCUCAAGGGCCGUAAGGAUCUGGACCUAAGCAUUCCAAGAACAGCCGAGGUCACUCGUAAAGACCUGGACUCUAUGGAUGUUACACAGCUCAACCAACUACUAGGGCGAAAAAACAACAGGACCGAGGAAAAUCGCGAAAGCAACGGACCUCAAAUACUGGAAAAGACUGCAGAUCAGAGGGCACGUAGGCCCGACCCUAACGCUACUGUGAACGUCUCCCCCAACCAACACUCCUCGUUAUCCGUACACACGGAUAUUCCGGACGAGUUGCAAUCCGAACAAGAUUUAUUGGACGAACUCAUCUAA